Calypte anna (Anna's hummingbird) is the source of this 5377-nucleotide messenger RNA. RefSeq names its product tubulin tyrosine ligase like 7 (gene TTLL7). Gene Ontology annotation, biological process: protein polyglutamylation; microtubule cytoskeleton organization. The record is from RefSeq and is a predicted model, not a curated record. Gene Ontology annotation, molecular function: tubulin-glutamic acid ligase activity; tubulin binding. NCBI's taxonomy places the organism in Eukaryota, Metazoa, Chordata, Aves, Apodiformes, Trochilidae. The coding region runs from base 507 to 3218 and encodes 903 amino acids. The transcript is spliced from 23 exons. Gene Ontology annotation, cellular component: cilium.
CUGGCCUGCCGCUGGCGGUGCCCCCCUCGCGGGGAAUGGUUUCUCCCGGCUCCCCGCCGUAACCUCCCGCUCCUCCUCCUCCCGCUAGUGCCCGGCUCGCCAGGCGCCGGCUCGGAUGCUGCCGGCCGGGAGAGCCUCGCUGCGCUGUCCGUGAGGCGCAGGGCGCUGCGCCCGGCCUGGCCCCACGGCACCCCCGCGCCGCCCGGGAGGACCGCAGUGCUCGGGGCCUUCCACCCUCCGCCCCGACAGAAAAACACCACCUUUCUGUUUCUGAUGGUUUGGAUACAUUCCAUAUACUUCUUAAGGAUCUGCCCACCAGUUGGGGAAUGUUAGAAGACGCCAGGAGAUCAAACCUGUCAGCAGUUAUUAGAUAUCUAUCAGUUCCAGAACUAAUAUUUGCUACAGCCAGAGAAUGAAAUGAUAUGACUGGAGCUUUAAAGAACUCAUCUUUUCUUAGAACUUGGAACAGAAUUUGGGCUCUGCUUCUGCACUUAUCUUAGGUUAUAAUGCCAUCCUUGCCUAAUGAAGGAGAUAACCAUGGGACUGCUUCUCUGACUUUGAGUUCGGAAUUACCCUACCAAAGCACAAUUAAAAGAAAAGCCAGAAAGAAGAAGAAAAAUGGAGUCAUAACUGCAAAUGUUGCUGGCACAAAAUAUGAAAUUGUACGUGUAGUUAUACAAGAAAUGGGAUUUGUGAAGACGCGUGAUGAAGAUGAAACUGCUAAUCUUAUAUGGAGUGAUUCUGCUGUGCAACAGGAAAAGAUUGCUGAACUUCAGAACUAUCAGAGAAUCAACCAUUUUCCAGGAAUGGGAGAGAUCUGCAGAAAGGAUUUUCUGGCAAGAAACAUGACUAAAAUGAUCAGGAGUCAGCCUCAGGAGUAUAGUUUUAUUCCUCGAACAUGGAUCUUCCCAGCAGAAUACACACAGUUUCAGAACUAUGUAAAAGAACUGAAGAAGAAACGUAGACAGAAAACUUUCAUAGUCAAACCAGCUAAUGGUGCAAUGGGACAUGGGAUCUCUCUAAUAAGAAAUGGAGAAAAGUUACAAGCUCAGGAUCACUUGAUUGUUCAGGAAUAUCUUGACAAACCAUUCCUUAUGGAAGGCUACAAGUUUGAUUUACGUGUCUAUAUUCUUGUAACCUCCUGUGAUCCACUGAAGGUAUUUUUAUAUCAUGAUGGACUUGUGAGGAUGGGCACGGAAAAGUAUCAUCCCCCCAGUGACUCAAAUUUGAGUCAGUUGUACAUGCAUCUGACUAACUACUCUGUCAAUAAGCAUAACGAGCACUUUGAGCGGGAUGAAACAGAAGACAAAGGAAGCAAACGCUCCAUAAAAUGGUUUACUGAGUUUCUAGAAACAAACAAUCUUGAUGUCUCCAAAUUCUGGAGUGAUAUUUCAGAGUUAGUAGUGAAGACUCUCAUAGUUGCAGAGCCACAUGUUCUUCAUGCUUAUCGCAUGUGCAGACCAGGGCAAGCACCAGGGAGUGACAGUGUCUGCUUUGAAGUCCUGGGAUUUGAUAUUCUGCUGGACAGAAAACUAAAGCCAUGGCUCCUAGAGAUAAAUCGUGCCCCAAGUUUUGGAACUGAUCAAAAAAUAGACUACGAUGUAAAAAAAGGUGUUCUGCUAAAUGCAUUAAAGCUUCUCAACAUAAGGACCAGUGAUAAAAGAAGAAAUUUAGCUCAACAGAAAGCUGAGGCUCAAAAAAGACUGUAUGGUCAAGGUUCAAUGAAAAAACUGUUGCCAGGUUCCUCAGAGUGGGAGAAGCAGCGUCACACACUGGAAAGGAGAAAAGAAGAACUGAAGGAAAGACUUGCACAAGUACGUAAACAGAUUUCCAAAGAGGAGCAUGAAAAUAGACACAUGGGGAACUACAGGCGAAUUUACCCUCCAGAUGAUAAGACAUUGCUUGAAAAGUAUGAGAGUUUGCUAUCCACUGCUUUCCAGACAUUUCUUGCUGGGAGAGCAGCUUCACUUCAGAGAGAAAUGAAUAACCCUUUAAAAAGAAUGAAGGAGGAGGACAUUUUGGAUCUUCUGGAGCAGUGUGAACUAGAUGAUGAGAAACUAAUGGGAAAAUGCACCAGGCAGCGAGGACCGAAGCCCUUAUGUUCAAUGCCAGAAAGUGCACAACCUCUAAGAAAACAUAGGAACUACAAUAGUGACAGUAGCUGUGAUAGCAGUAGCAGUAUGUCAGAAUCUGGAGAAGAAACUGAAAAAGAAGACCACAAUGAAAAAAAAGAGAAAAAAGUUUCAUAUGAUCUUGAAGAAAAUAAAUACAAGUCUUUGGAACGAUCAGGUAGAAUGAACUGGAAACCUUCGAUUAAAAAUAUAAAAUCUCCAUCAUAUUCAUCCCCCACAUCAUCCACAGGUCCAAUAAGGCGUUCUAUAAGCUGCCCUCGUUCAAUAUCAGUAUUGACUAUGCAGUCACAAGCAGCUGAGCAACGUCCCUUUUCAGCCAAAACAUCUCUGCAAAUCCAGCGUGCAUCCUCAGUCAAUAGGUCUCACUCUUUAAAUCGCAGCCCAACUUCAGCCAGAGUCUCUCAGACACCCAGCUUGGGAACUAUGAACUCUUCAGGGAAUGAGUCAUUGCUGCAACAGAAAACAAAAGAGCAAGAAGUUGCUUUGACGAAAGAGACUCUUCUCAUUAUCAAUGACAUGAGAAUGAAGUUCCCAGGUAAAACAGAUGAGGAAUCAGAAUUAAUUAUAGAAGAUAUUAUGGAUAAUUGGAAGUAUCAUAAGACAAAAGUGGCAUCCUAUUGGCUGGUAAAACUGGAUUCUGUAAAGCAACGAAAAGUUUUGGAUAUAGUCAAGACAAAUGUUCGUGCAGUUCUACAACAUGUCUGGAAGGUUCCAGACAUUGAAAAUUUACAUCUCUACCGUCUCAUUAACCGUGUUUUCAAUCGCUUACUUUGGAGCCAUGGUCAAGGUUUAUGGAACUGUUUCUGUAAUUCAGGGACUUCUUGGGAAACCAUAUUCAGUAAAAGCACAGAGGUGGUGACUCCUGAGCAGCUCCAGUGUUGCCAGCGAAUAGUACAGCUUUGUAAACACUGCCUGCUGGUGGUUUACAAAUAUUCAUCAGAUGCAAGAGGUUCCCCAACUGGGAUAAGACCCCACUGGGAUGAUACAAGAUCCUUCAAAGUCACUGAUUCCAGAUUUGCAUUCCUAGAGGUAUUUAUUGCCAGGACCUUCACUGUUCAUCAUGAAAUCAUCCUUGUCCAACCUUAGCUGCAGUUCGUCUGGAGUGUCCCGCCGUAACAUUUUGUUCACACACAGAUACAGUCACUUGUGAAGCAAAAGGAAAAUCCUUGUAAAAAAUGGCAUUCCGUUUUUUUUUCAAAUUGAAAGUUGUGAUGGAGCUAAAUACACUGUUAUGUAUUUACUACCAUAUUAUGAUAACAUUUAGCUGAAAACCUGUUGUAAAAGCAUAGUUUUUCUGAAAGCAUAAUAAACAGUGUUAAGUUGUUUACACACACAUGUGAAAGUGUAGAUCUUGCUAGGUUUAUAAGUAAUCCCUCUCUACUAGAAAUGUUAUUUUUGCUGCAGAAUAUAUGAAAUAGAAGUGAUCUUGAAGAUCCUAUUACAGUGUUACAUUAUUUUCUAAGUACAAUACUUUGACUUGAGUAUUAUUUAUUGUAAAGUAUACUAUUUAUUGUCUCAAAUGUAAUUGAAUCUUUAACAAGGAAGAUGAUUAAAAAAACUGUAGCAGAGCAGUAAAAUGGCAAGUUAUCAAAAAUAAUCUGAUCACUUCUUGGAUAUGUGUAAAGUAAUCCCCAAAACUCUGUAAGCCAAACCUGAAACAGACAUGGUUUUAUUUCUCCUCUGAAAUGACAAAAUCUCUUUAAUGCUGCUGUUUCUCUUAAAGGACAUAUUUUAAGUAUCUUCAAGUCAAACUGAAGGCAGCUAGUACAGAAACAGUGGAAAUGCCAGUUUAGACGUUCAGUUUCUAAUUAGAUUGUUAUAAUAAAAUGGAAGCCAAUGUUUGUUACCAGAUUUUCAUUCACAUUACCUGUGUCCUGUGCCUUUAGAUUUCCUUUGGGAGCAAGCAGUCAUCUCCAACUUGCACAAGCAUGCAUAGUGCAUAGUUUUGCUGUUUUAUGGCACAAGUGGUAAAGCAGACAUCUAUAGAAAAUACUGCAGCUAUAAUGUAUUAUUUUAACCUUAAACUAAUUGGUUUGUAGUAGUUUUAGCAUACACUCCAGUACCUACUGUAGAAUGGAUCCUUGGAAUGGACAGUAUUUUCCAGGUUGCUGACACCUUUAAAUAUUGGAAAUCUAAUUCAUUAGAAAGUUCUCAUUUAUAUUCAGCUUGCUGGGCCUGGCUGAAGGGCACAAAAAGAAAAUGAGCCAGAGCAGUAACCUGCUAAUAACAGGACUUGUAACCUGAAAACAUCAUUCAGGUUUUGCUACAUAUACCCAUUCAUUCCACUCAGCAUUGUGCCAUAUGAGCCUUACUCAUUAUAGAAAUAAUUAUUUAAAAAUAAAUCAGUUAAUCUAGAUUUAGAAAUUAACUGAGUUUUUUAACUGAGUAAAGAACAGAGUAGUUAUUUACCAAAGACUUGUUUACUUACCAAUCAUGUAACCCUGAAUCAUAUUUGUAAAUUAUCAGUAUAUUUCAGGUAUACUUAAAAAAAUAAUUUAGGGGCUAAUUAUCCUCAGGAGCAAGUAUUUUAGAGGUUUUUAAUAUCCAGAGGUUAAAGCUAAAUUUAUGAGAGUUAAGAAAUAUAAACCUGGGAAUGUGAGUGAGAUUUUUGAUGCCAGUGCUGUAGUGCUUUGGCUCAAGCACUGCAGGAUAUAUGAUGAUGAGACUAUUUGUAAACAGUUAGAAACAUCUCUUUAGAUUAUCCACGUAUAAGCAGUCUUCUGGUCUGGAAAAGUCUUUUUAAUUUUUGUGUUAAUACUAGUUUAGUGUUCACAUUAAUUUUAUAUCUCUUCUGGUCCAUACAGUGACACGGAUAAAGCAUAGUAUGGUUAUCUGUAAGACCUAAUAGAAGUUGUAAAUUCUCUCUUCUUUGAGGAGGCUUCCAUUGCAUUGUGCUUUUGGCCAUAGGGAUAAAACCAGCUUCCAGCUUAGCUUGCCACCCCCUUUUUUUUUUCUUCUUUCUUUGAAACCACAUGAUGUUCUCUGUUCUUGGAAGCCAGUGCUGGGACAGGUCAAUCUGAAUUGAAUACUUUGCCAGUAGAAUGAGGGCUACUAUCUGUACCUAUGUGGUAUGGACAGAUCUAGAAAAAAAACACAUUUAGCACGUACAAAAGUGGACCAGGUGCUUGGUUUACGUCUGACUUUACUUAAUAUAUUCAUAUUUCUGAUACUCUUUCCUAAAGUGGUAAUGUGUUCCUAAUAAUGUGUGAAUCAAUACUUUCAAUAAAAGUAAUGCUACACUUUCC